Molecule: messenger RNA, 2013 nt
Organism: Tribolium castaneum (red flour beetle)
Lineage: Eukaryota; Metazoa; Arthropoda; Insecta; Coleoptera; Tenebrionidae
Gene: KLHL18
Product: Kelch like family member 18
Exons: 7
Coding region: 213-1955 (580 amino acids)
Molecular function (GO): protein binding
Source: RefSeq, a predicted model, not a curated record
CGGUAGUUCAAAUGGCCUGUCCAUAAAUGUCAACCACUCGUCAAACGUCAAACAUUUGCAUUACUAAAUUCAGAAAUUUUUGAUUUCUUGAAUGAUUUUGCAUUAAAGUGGGCCCUAAUUACCACUAGUGAUUAUGUCCCAGUAAUGUCCAGAGUAAGUGUUCCUUAAUUGUGCUUAAACUACCCAAAAAGUGGGAUUAGUUUUGUGCAAAAAUGAGUAGUUUGCGUCCCAUGAGCUCGUGCUACGAGCACAAUGUGUACGAAAUGAACAAUGAGAGUAUGGUUUUCCAACAAAACGACCUUUUCCCCCUGGCUUUCCCCUGCAUGGAGGAAAUCCGGCGUCAGGGGCGGCUAUGCGACGUUGUUUUGAAGAUUGAUGGCCAGGACUUCAGUGCCCAUAAAAUCGUCCUGGCCGCCACCAUCCCCUACUUCCAUGCCAUGUUCAUGAACGACAUGGUAGAGUCCCGGAAUAAGGAGAUUGAAAUGAAAUGCAUCGACGCAAUGGCGCUAGAAGCUCUGAUUAAUUUCGCAUACUCAGGCCGUGUCAUUCUGGACAAAAACAACGUUCAGAGCAUAAUGAUAGGGGCCUCGUUUUUGCAACUGAGCAAAGUCAGGGACGCCUGUGCCAAUUAUUUGCUACAAGGGUUGCACCCCCAGAACGCCAUAGGGGUGCGUGAUUUUGCCGACAGUCUUGGGUGCCCCAGCUUGGCCGACUCGGCCGAGAAAUACAUUGAGACGUACUUCCACGAGGUGUCGCUGCAUGAGGAGUACCUCAAUUUGAGCCUGGCUGAGGUUAAGACUUUGCUAAACAAAAAUGAAUUGAGGGUGGAAAGCGAGGAGCAGGUUUUUGAGGCUUGUAUGAGGUGGAUCAAGCAUCGGGACUGUCGGAAGGAGUUUUUACCCGAGCUUUUGGCCCUUGUGAGGCUCCCGUUGCUGUCCCCGCUCUACAUUACCGACAGAGUGGGGACCGAGGAAGCCAUUCGUUACUCACUGCAAUGCCGCGAUUUGUUAGAUGAGGCCCGCACUUAUCAUUUAAUUCCCGAGCGACGUGCUUUGAUGCAAAGUUUUAAGACCGAGCCACGAGCUUGCGAAGUUAAAGGUUACAUUUACGUAGUUGGGGGGCUAAAUAAACACGGGGACUCACUGAGCACUGUUGAGUAUUACGACCCCAAAACAAACACCUGGCACAUGGCGCCACCUAUGUCAAUGUUGCGGUCUCGGUUAGGUGUCGCGGUCCUGAGGAGCCAAUUGUAUGCCUUCGGGGGCUAUAAUGGCAAAGACAGGUUGGCCAGUGUUGAAGUUUACGACGCCACUAAAAAAGAAUGGUCCUCGGUGAGCCCCAUGCAGUGUAAACGAAGCGCACUGGGGGCUACCGCCCUAGGCGACAUAAUCUACGUUUGUGGGGGCUAUGAUGGGGUCACGUCGCUCAAUUCCGUGGAGCGGUACCACCCAUUGACCAACACUUGGUUUUCGUUAGCCCCCAUGAAUAAGUCGCGCAGCGCUGGGGCCGUGAUUGCCUGCCAGGGCUACAUUUACGCACUGGGGGGGCACGAUGGGCUUUCCAUUUUUGAUUCAGUCGAGCGCUACGAUCCGAAUUCUAAUACUUGGACGGAGGCGGCCCCCAUGUUGACGAAGCGAUGCAGGUUGGGGGUGGCAAUGUUGGGGGGGAAGUUGUACGCGUGUGGGGGCUACGACGGGAGCACGUUUUUGCAAACUGUGGAAAUGUACAAUCCUUACACUAAUAAGUGGACGUAUGUGGCCCCCAUGAACGCGCAAAGGAGUCGCGUAGCCUUGACGGCAAAUAUGGGCAAAUUGUGGGCUGUUGGGGGCUAUGACGGGAUCUCGAAUUUGGUUUCUGUGGAGGUUUAUGACCCGAAGACGGAUCAGUGGACGUAUGCGGCCCCCAUGGUGGCGCAUGAGGGGGGCGUGGGGCUGGGGGUUAUCUCUGUUCCUUAAUUGACUGUUAAUUAAGUAAUUUAUUGUUUUAUCUUAAGAAAUAAAAUGUUUCAUCAAA